AUGGCGAGGGUAGAACAAAGAGAUUCGCUAUACCAAAAGCUCACCUCCCUGGAAAUUCGAACUCCUGUCUGUUCGAAUGUUCUCUUCCACGACAAUUCAGACCAGCCCACCGAUACUAUGCCUACCCAUGAGCAUCAUGACGAGGAAGCCCAGAUCGGGCGCCUGCGUACGGAUGUUGAUCGGACGCUGGUUGAGAUGAACGCGAAGCUCCUUAAGAUGAAGCUCUUAUUAUCAGAGCUCUGGGCCCGACUGCCAAACACAGAAGCCGAGAGCGAGGAGGAUAGCAACGUUUUCCAAGCGCUGGCAGCAGCCCAGCAGGUUUCGACCGACGCCAAAGCUCAGCGUCUCGGCAGAAUGCCAGCACCGCAACGCACGAAACGUCUCUGCGCUUCGGGAGCAUGCAAAAAUCAGGCAGUGGUGACCGCAAAGGGGAAGAAAGGCAUAUGGUGUCGCGAGCACACUUGUGCCGCCCGAGACUGGGACUGCGUGGAGGAGGUCUACCGGUUCAAGCCCCUAGACUGGGAGGUGCACCGCGGCAUACUGAAUUCGUUUUACUGUCCCCGGCAUACGUGCCUUUUUCAGGGCUGCCUUGUCAGGGUGAUGGCUCGAGACGCCAUUUGUUGUCCCAGGCAUCUGCAGUUGCAGUGGCUGAGCAUGGCUGCACGAGAACCAGAGAGGGCCGCGGGAGUUUUGCGGGUUGUCAAUGGGGGCGAAGAUUCUGAAGAAGGCGAGCUGGGAAAUGCGGAGGGAGCAUGUGACGGGAAGACAAAAGACACAUUCCAAGAACGAAGGAAGGGCAAGAAAAGGGUCCACUGGGAGGACCACCGCGAAUGA
Molecule: messenger RNA, 834 nt
Organism: Emericellopsis atlantica
Lineage: Eukaryota; Fungi; Ascomycota; Sordariomycetes; Hypocreales; Bionectriaceae
Exons: 1
Coding region: 1-834 (277 amino acids)
Source: RefSeq, a predicted model, not a curated record